AUGUCUCUGAUGCAUCCUUCAUCAACCAGCCCUGCCAAUAGACACUUUACGAGCAAGCCAGAUCCCGAAAACCAGGCCCGGGCCGUUUCGUAUUGUUCAUCUCGUGUUUGGAACAUCCUGACUCGUAACCAACUUUACUUGGACCACAUCCUCGCCUCAACCUCUAGACCUCAAAUCAUACUUCAGGGAUCCGGCAGGGUCCAGACCGGUGGUAUGGCCGGACUGGCUGUUGAUGCGGCUGCGGGCUUGGUCUACAUUGUUGAUGAUGACUUAGCUGUCGAAACGAAUGUAUACACCGGUAUAGACUGA
Messenger RNA from Pyricularia grisea, 309 nucleotides. RefSeq lists its product as uncharacterized. Lineage: Eukaryota; Fungi; Ascomycota; Sordariomycetes; Magnaporthales; Pyriculariaceae. The transcript has 2 exons. The coding region runs from base 1 to 309 and encodes 102 amino acids. The record is from RefSeq and is a predicted model, not a curated record.